AUGGCCGCUAAACUCAUCCUCUUCGUCUGCGCCUCCGCCCUCGUGGCACAGUCAAAGCAUCUUAACAUCAUUUUAAUUAUUCUGUUCUUUCAGGCUGCUCUGGGCGUUGGACGUUUCGGCGCUGGACUCGGUGGUUGUGGCUGCGGAGGUCGCGGCUAUGGCGAUUACGGCUACGCUGGUCUGGGCUACGACAUCGGCGCUGCUUCUGCUCUUGAAGCUUCUCGUGGAGGAUGUUUGCCCGUCGUCACUUCCUCGGCCGCUCCUACUGGUCUAGGAGUAUCAUCAGAGAACUCGUACGAGGGCACCGUCGGUGUCUGCGGUAACCUGCCUCUCCUCGGUACCGCCUAUGUGGAGGGCGUCUUCCCCACUGUCGGUGAGGGUGGCAUCUACUACGGCUGUGGCGACGGCGCUGUGGGCAUCAUAGCCGAGGACCGCGCCGGGCUCGGCUACGGCACUGGUUACGGGCUCGGCUACGGCGCUGGUUACGGGCUCGGCUACGGAGGCUACGUCGGACGCGGUUGCGGCUGCGGUGGCAUCUAG
Molecule: messenger RNA, 540 nt
Organism: Bombyx mori (domestic silkworm)
Lineage: Eukaryota; Metazoa; Arthropoda; Insecta; Lepidoptera; Bombycidae
Product: chorion class B protein M2410-like
Exons: 2
Coding region: 1-540 (179 amino acids)
Biological process (GO): multicellular organism development; chorion-containing eggshell formation
Cellular component (GO): egg chorion
Molecular function (GO): structural constituent of egg chorion
Source: RefSeq, a predicted model, not a curated record